This is a messenger RNA of Chrysochloris asiatica (Cape golden mole), 2100 nucleotides long. It is a transcript of the gene SLC26A10P, whose product is annotated as solute carrier family 26, member 10. Gene Ontology annotation, cellular component: membrane. The transcript is spliced from 18 exons. Gene Ontology annotation, biological process: transmembrane transport. The record is from RefSeq and is a predicted model, not a curated record. Bases 1 to 2100 code for a protein of 699 amino acids. Gene Ontology annotation, molecular function: oxalate transmembrane transporter activity; bicarbonate transmembrane transporter activity; sulfate transmembrane transporter activity. NCBI's taxonomy places the organism in Eukaryota, Metazoa, Chordata, Mammalia, Afrosoricida, Chrysochloridae.
AUGAGUGGGUUCCUGGGCGCCGGGAAUGGCCCAGGUCCAGGAGAGGUCUCGGACCUUAGGUCCCCUGUGGGCACCGGGUUCAGGAAACCUCUCACGGAGGCUCGGUUCCGGCAGCUCUUCGGAGAUGCAGAGGAGGAACCUGACCUACCCGUGGAGCCUGGCUUGUCUGGGUUAUUGAGGCUGUGGAGGCUGCGGGCCCGCGCCUGCUCAGGGUCGGGGGCGUGGCGCCAACUCCUGGCCCGGCUGCCGCCUCUGCGCUGGCUUCCCCGCUACCACUGGCGGGCCUGGUUGCUCGGAGAUGCGGUGGCCGGAGUGACCGUGGGCAUCGUGCAUGUACCCCAAGGCAUGGCUUUUGCUCUCCUGUCUUCUGUGCCCCCUGUGUUCGGACUCUACACUUCUUUCUUCCCUGUCCUCAUCUACACCUUGUUGGGUACUGGGAGACACUUGUCCACGGGAACGUUUGCGGUACUCAGCCUCAUGACUGGCUCAGCCAUUGAGCGUGUGGUGCCUGAACCCCCCGGGGGAAACCUGAGUGAAAUUGAGAAGGAGCAGUUGGACGCACAGCGGGUUGGGGCGGCUGCAGCCUUGGCCUUCGGAAGUGGGGCGCUAAUGAUGGUGAUGUUCACGCUGCGGCUCGGCGUCCUGUCCACUUUCCUGUCUGAGCCUGUGGUCAAGGCGCUGACCAGCGGGGCCGCGCUGCACGUGCUCGUGUCUCAGCUGCCGAGUCUUUUGGGGUUGCCUCUCCCGCGCCAGCUUGGCAGCUUCACGCUCUUCAAGACGCUGGCCGUUGUGCUGACGGCACUGCCCCAAAGCAGUCCGGUUGAAUUGACCAUCUCGGCACUCAGUCUGGCGCUGCUAGUGCCGGUAAAGGAAUUGAACGUGAGAUUCCGAGACAGGCUGCCUACUCCGAUCCCAGGGGAAGUCGUCAUGGUUCUCCUGGCAUCAGUGCUUUGCUACACUUCUUCCCUGGACACAAGAUACAAUGUCCAGAUAGUGGGCACGCUGCCUGGAGGAUUCCCUCAACCUCACCUCCCCAACCUUACUGAGCUGCCCAGGAUUCUGACAGACUCCCUGCCCAUCGCACUGAUGACUUUUGCUGUGUCUGCCUCCCUGGCCUCCAUCUAUGCAGACAAGUAUAGCUACACUAUUGACUCCAAUCAGGAACUCUUGGCACAUGGUGUCUCCAAUCUCAUCUCCUCCCUCUUCUCUUGCUUUCCCAACUCGGCCACCUUGGCCACGACCAGCCUACUAGUGGAUGCUGGUGGGAAUACACAGUUGGCAGGCCUCUUUUCCUGCAUAAUUGUCCUGUCAGUGCUGCUGUGGCUGGGGCCCUUCUUCUAUUACUUGCCCAAGGCUGUCCUGGCAUGCAUCAACAUUUCCAGCAUGCGCCAGAUGUUCUUCCAGAUGCAGGAACUUCCACAACUAUGGCGAAUCAGUCGCAUGGACUUUGCAGUGUGGAUGGUCACGUGGGUAGCUGUAGUGACUCUGAGUGUGGACCUGGGUCUGGCUGUAGGCGUGGUCUUCUCCAUGAUGACUGUGGUCUACCGUACCCAGAGGGUACAGUGCCUGGCCCUUGGACUCGCUGAAGGAACAGAGCUCUACAGGCCACUCAGAGAGAGCCACAAGUUCCUCCAGGUCCCAGGACUCUGCAUCCUGAGCUAUCCCACACCACUUUACUUUGGGACUCGUGGGCAGUUCCGCUGUGUCCUUGAGUGGCACCUAGGACUUGGAGAGAAGGGCAAGGUACAUGACUCAGUCAAGGAGAGUGGCUACUUUGGAAGUGGGAGGCAGGAGACUCCAAAGCCUUCUGAUGCAGUUGCAGAGCCUGUCAGAGUGGUGGUCCUUGACUGCAGUGGGGUCACCUUUGCAGAUGCUGCUGGUGCCAAAGAAGUGGUACAGCUGGCCAGCAGAUGUCGAGAUGCUGGGAUCCAACUUCUCCUGGCUCAGUGUAAUGCCUCAGUGUUGGGGACACUGACCUGGGCAGGACUCCUGGACAUAGUGACCCCAGAACAGCUGUUUGUGAGUGUCCAGGAUGCAGCUGCUCACGCCAUGGAGAGACUGGAGCUCACUGGUCCAAAGGCUUGCACAGUGUGGGUCUGA